This is a messenger RNA of Myiozetetes cayanensis, 1064 nucleotides long. RefSeq names its product zinc finger protein 623 (gene ZNF623). The record is from RefSeq and is a predicted model, not a curated record. Gene Ontology annotation, cellular component: nucleus. The annotation marks the transcript as partial. Lineage: Eukaryota; Metazoa; Chordata; Aves; Passeriformes; Tyrannidae. Gene Ontology annotation, molecular function: RNA polymerase II cis-regulatory region sequence-specific DNA binding; DNA-binding transcription activator activity, RNA polymerase II-specific. Gene Ontology annotation, biological process: regulation of transcription by RNA polymerase II. The transcript has a single exon.
CUGAGCUGAGGACGGAGAGCACGGAGGACAAAUCCCCCCGGCAGAGCCUGGUGGGAGAGGCCGUUUUGAAGGGCUCCCCGGCGCAGGAAGGCAGCGGGGAGGAAAAGGCCCGGAGAUGCCCCCGGAGGAGGGGCUGCAAAGCCAGCCCAGGGAGCUCUGAGGAGGAAAGACCCGUCCUGUGCCGGGAAGGCGGCCGGAGCUUGAGCCGGAGCUCCGAGCUGGUGGUCCCUGAGCAGCCUCCCAGCAGGGAGAAGCCCUUCAGGUGCUUGGAAUGUGGGAAGAGCUUCAGGCAGAGCAACCACCUCCUCAGGCACCAGCACAUCCACACUGGGGAACGGCCCUACACUUGUAGGGAAUGUGGGAAGAGCUUCAGGGACAACUCCAGACUCCUCAGGCACCAGCACAUCCACACUGGGGAACGGCCCUACACUUGUAGGGAAUGUGGGAAGAGCUUCAGGGACAACUCCAGACUCCUCAGGCACCAGCACAUCCACACUGGGGAACGGCCCUACACUUGUAGGGAAUGUGGGAAGAGCUUCAGGAACAGCUCCAACCUCUGCAAGCACCAGCUCAUCCACACCGGGGAACGGCCCUACAAGUGCUUGGAAUGUGGGAAGAGCUUUCAGCGCAGCUCAACUCUCCUCGUCCAUGAGCGGAUACACAAAGAGGAGAGGCCCUUCCACUGCACCGACUGCGGGAAGAGCUUCAACCUGAACUCCACUCUCGUCAUCCACCGGCACAUCCACACCGGGGAGAGGCCCUACAAGUGUGGGGAGUGUGGGAAGAGCUUCACCAACAGCUCCCACUUGACCAGACACCAACAGACCCACUGCUAAGGGAAACCCCACGAGUGCCCUGACUGCGGGAAGAGCUUUGGCCGCUGCUCCCACCCCAGAUGACCCCCCUGAUGGUGAGGCAACCCCUGGAGUCCAGGGACUGUCAGUCCAUCCCUUUCUACCAGAAAGGGACAGUCCCCUUCGCCAGGGGCAGGUUGUGCCAACAGAACCCUUCUUGGGGGGUGUGUGGAGAUUCCUGCCUUGGCUGGGGACCCCCCAAGGUCAGUG